Caenorhabditis sp. 36 PRJEB53466 is the source of this 3467-nucleotide messenger RNA. The record is from the annotation of a GenBank genome assembly. NCBI's taxonomy places the organism in Eukaryota, Metazoa, Nematoda, Chromadorea, Rhabditida, Rhabditidae.
AUGGACUCACCGGGCUCGGCGCGCGACGUCUCCUCGCGGCUGCCCGUCCAUCUGCAACAGCCCUCCUCGUCGAGCUUCUCCGAUCCGGAAGUGUUCACGUCCACCCACAACAUCCGGCCGGGACAGACGUUCGUCUCCGUUCAGACGCUCACCAAAGAGUCGUUUCAUGUGGCCGUCAGUGUGAGUGUCGGGGCUCCGUUUUUUUGUACUACCACUUUCAUGAUCGAUUCAAAAUUUUAGUCCAAAACAAAAGUGCACGAUGUACUCUGGAAAUGCGGCGAACGUCUAUCACUUUCCGAAGACAAGCUGUUCGGAUUGGCGUUCCGACAGCCGACCGAAGGCAUUGGAGGAGAUCAGCCACGGCACGAGUACUACUUUCUGGAUCCGGCCGCCAAGAUUAUGAAGUAUGCCCACAAACAGCCAAGAUUCUCCAAUUGGGUAAGGCAGUAUCUUUUCACAGCUUUAAAAUGCUUAAUUUUCAUAUUUUAGCACUCAAGGUCCAAUGAAAACCGACCAAUUCUCAUCCUCUAUUUUCGAGUAAGGGUAUAUAUCGAUCAGGUUGGAUUAUUGACGUAAGAACCUCUUCAACCGCUUCCGUAACUAUUUCAUAACACUUUCAGAUGUCCGAAGGCACGAGAACACUACUAUUUACAACUGAAAGACAACUUUCUCGACCACUGGGCCGGCCGCCACAGCGUGUCGGAAGAGCGAUGCUGGUACAUGGCCGCGCUCGCUCUUAUAACCGACAAGGGGACGGACUAUCUCGGGUGAGCGUGCGAUCUAUGCGUUUGCGCGCGCGUUUCGUAGUCUUUCGCAGGCGACUAGUUCGAUUCCCGCGUGUCCGAAAAGAGUUUUGCGAGUGAGUUAGAUCUAUGAUGAGACUUUCACGACGGUCUUCCGAUGAAAUAUCAAAGCUGUGGAUAUCUUACGUGAAGCUGAGAUCCUUUUUCGUUCACUCUUGUGCAACUCAAUUAGUCGUAUUGUGAUUUUGUUAAGAGACAAAAACCGAUAAGUAUAUUUUUUUUGUAGGUACUUCCGAGCCGAGCAAUACUUCCCUCUAUGGGUGAUAAACGAACGUGGUCUCGAGUACAUCCGAAACAACCUUCCGGCGGCCUGCGAAGACAUUAUCAAUGAAGGCCGUUACAAAGCGAUGGAGAAAUUUAUGAUUGAGGCGGGAAGGUCACCGUUCGCGCUAAACUGUCAUCUGUACGGAUUAAGACGGCAUAAAAUGGAUAAUACGGAUAACGCGGUGCUCGGAAUCAACGCCAAGGGCAUUGAGAUGUGCGACAUUGGCGAGAACGGGGACCGAAUUCCGUUGAGGGCACUGCACUGGAGUCGCGUGGCGAAGCUAUCGUUCAACAGGAAGAAGAUGACCAUAAUCGGAUCGGAUGGCACCAAGAUGUCGUUGUAUGCACAAACGGAGCACAAGGCGAGAUACCUCUUGGAGCUCUGCAAGGCUGUGCACCAGACGCUGCUGGUCAUGUCUCAUUUGCACGCUACAAUGGCUCCGCCGCCAAAACCGUACCUGGAAAUGUCCGUGGAUGGUAUUAGCACCUCGUCCACGAGUGGGAUCGGAUCCGGAGAUCAUGAUAAAGGUAGUUUAUCAAUAUCAGACAGAAAACUAACCAUUUUUUGAAAUUGCAGAUAGCGACUCAUUGAGCAGUGCAUGCGGUGACCGGUGCCACGGCUCCAUGUCUUCAAAACUCCGUCUUAGAAUCAAAAUGGAUUCGAAUCUUGAUGUGAAAAUCGAGAAGAUGGAACUUGAUCGUGAGUCCCUCGUAAUCUUUUUCAUGCGCAACUGUAGAAUUUUCUAGACAUCCGACAAGAGCGAGCUGCAUCACAGUCAAGCAAAGCCAGUGAUGAAAGCGACAGAUCACGGUUGGAUCUUCGACAACAAACAUAUCAUCCGGCAAACGAAUCCUCCGGCGCCACAUCAUCCACGCACACAGUCACGACACCGCUGGACACGUGUACGGUUACGACAAGACCCUCCUCAAUUGACAACGCUUCUCAAACCAUUGAGACGGGCAGCACCAGGAGCAUUUUGGACGUUAACUUCAAUACGAAAAGGGAUCGAGAAAAGGAGAAAGAGAGAGAAAGAGUGAGGCACGAAUCGUCGACUUCCGCUGGUGGCUUCAACUUUAUGACGACCAAAGACUGCCCGAGCGGAUCCGAGAUUGCUAUGCCGCUCACUCUUCAGCAAGACAUUAUGAGCAACGAAUCGGUCAACGAACGGCUCCUCUCAAUGUCGGCAUCGGAUCUUCGAGCAAUGGCAGAAAGAUCUUACUCGCCACCGGCUCAGUGGGCGUCUGGAGCAACUGGCAAGAACUCUCCGCCGAGCAGAGACAAAAUGACGCGAUCGGAGACUCGAAUAGACUCUCAACAUCAUGAAAUGUGGCAGCCAACAGACUCGGCACUUGGUGGUACUGGUGGACGUUUCGUGAAGAAGAACUCGGCGGGGAGCAGAGCUGCGAACGCGAUCAAUCGGGUCCACUCGAUGCCAAGCCACUAUCACGUGAACGGCUACUAUCGAAAUCAGAAUCAGAUGCUGAGCGCCUAUGACGAAUCGUCUCCACCUCAAUCCCAAUACCAUGGUCCUACGUCCCUCACCCACGCCCAUUCCCUCCAUGUUCCAGGGACCGGAGGAAGGCCAAGAAACCCUCCUCCCUAUGAGCCACCGGCGAUGAGCUUCACUCAACCAAAAUCCGCUCCACCACCGCCACUUCCGACCGGGCCACUGCCAGCAGAAGCCGCCGGAGGACAACCGUCAUUCCCUCCGGCAAGUGUCACCCCUACACAAUUUCUAGAGGAAGCCGGCGCAUUUUCUACGGAAAAGAUGCAAAACUAUCCCCUCAUACUACAAUUGCUCAAAGAGCAUCGACAAAGCAUGGGACAGUUGAAUACCAUUAAUGAGCGGCCGUCAAUGGCGAUGACGAUGUCGAUGCAAAAUGGUGGAGGAUUGAUGAUGAACGGAGGACAAAACGGAUUCUAUGGGAACGUGGUCGCCCCAGCCGGCAUUCUUUCGCAUCAUCGGAGACCAUCUUCAUGCAUUGAUUUAAGCACACUGGAUGGAGGAAUCAUUGGUGGAGCUGCUUGUGAGUUCUGUUAAUCUGUUCGAAAGUUACAACAUGCUCCUUUUUCAGUCAUUCUGCCCACACAUCGCGGCGACUACUACUUUGAUUCUGCCACGCUUUCGCAGAAUCUCAGUAGCUUCCCGCCGAUCACCUCGACCCACACCACGUCUGCCACAAUGACAUCGGCUACCACAAUGACCACAACAACUUCUGCAUCACAACAGCAGCAACAUCAGCAGCAGAGUCAUAGCAACUAUGCUAGAAUAGAGCAACAUAAUGGGUUAUUUUACUUUCAAACUUUAAAUAGUAUUUCAUAAUUGGUAUUACAGAAACCUUAUUCUUCCGCCGCCACCGCCUUAUCAACAACCGGCGCAACAGCAAUUGGUCAACUAG